CUCUGCCCCCCGGACUCGAAGACAUUAUUUGACGAGCUGAUCACGUACGAUCAGAGAGCAAUGGUCAACGGCCGACGAGUCCAGAGGCUCUACCUCAUCGCGAUCCUUUUCAUCGCACAGGUGCUCAAUGAUUCCGGAGUCGAGAGUCACGGCCGCAUGAUGGACCCGCCAUCCCGCAACAGCAUGUGGCGGUUCGGAUUUCCAAAUCCCGUGAAUUACAACGACAACGAACUCUUCUGCGGCGGGUAUGCAGUUCAAUGGGUUCAGAACGAGGGUCAGUGCGGAGUAUGCGGUGACGCCUACCACACGAGUGAACCUCGUCCUCACGAAGCUGGAGGUGAAUUCGCAAAGGGGACGAUAGUCAGGCAUUACACAGUCGGUCAGGAAAUCGAUAUUGAGAUUGAGCUGACGGCGAACCACUGGGGACGUUUCGAGCUCUACUUGUGCCCCAACAACAAUCCGAACAGCGAGGCGACCCAGGACUGCUUCGACAGAUAUCCUCUCUACUUGUCUGGAACAAACGAUGUGCAGUUCAUUAUUCCAACGGACAGUGAGAAGAAAGCCAUCUUUCGAUACCAGGUCGUUUUGCCGCCAUACGUCACUUGCUCACAGUGUGUAAUUCAGUGGAAUUAUUAUACAGGUAACAUGUGGGGACUUUGCGACAAUGGAACAGAAGCUGUCGGUUGUGGACAACCUGAGACAUUCAGGAAUUGUGCGGAUGUUAGCAUAGUCACCAGUACAGCCGGAGUUCCGCCGCUCUUCGUGCAACAGGACAAUCCCUUCUUGCUCUACUACAGAGACUAUCGCGCUCCGAACAAUAUCUUCCCAUUAGUGAUUAGGUCCCAAGUUUGCGUACCGACACCGCUGUACCGUCGUAUUCCAGGAAUGGACGAAUGGUGCCAAACAAACUGCCUUCGGUAUCCACCAAAUUGUCCCGAAAGCAUAUGUCAAUGCCCAAACACUUGUGACGCUAUUGGUGAAAUUGAGGCUAAAGAGGGCGCUGACGUUUACUGCUUGGACAAGUGUUUGGUCUAUCCAUCGGAUUGUCCAGCCCACCGUUGUCGCUGCUAUUAAAUUUUGUUUGGCACGCCUUGAUUACGAACUUGACGAAUUGAGAAUCCCUGAAUUCUUCAAGCGCACCACAAUGGUCUGGAUUAUUCCGGCACCAGCGUUCAUUCUAACGUUCUACACCUCCCUCAAAAUUAUGACGCAAUCUCCCUACCGGUUCGUUUCUAUUUUCCGUUAGAAAAGUUUCUAUAAUGUAUCAUUACGCAUUUGUACAGAUUUUCUUAAGCCUGGAUUAAAAAUACACUUGAAGAAUUAA
Molecule: messenger RNA, 1324 nt
Organism: Diprion similis
Lineage: Eukaryota; Metazoa; Arthropoda; Insecta; Hymenoptera; Diprionidae
Exons: 9
Coding region: 61-1074 (337 amino acids)
Source: RefSeq, a predicted model, not a curated record